Mycotypha africana is the source of this 1549-nucleotide messenger RNA. RefSeq lists its product as uncharacterized. Gene Ontology annotation, cellular component: cytosol; mitochondrion. Gene Ontology annotation, molecular function: glutathione-disulfide reductase (NADPH) activity; NADP binding; flavin adenine dinucleotide binding. The transcript has 4 exons. NCBI's taxonomy places the organism in Eukaryota, Fungi, Mucoromycota, Mucoromycetes, Mucorales, Mycotyphaceae. Bases 6 to 1406 code for a protein of 466 amino acids. Gene Ontology annotation, biological process: glutathione metabolic process; cell redox homeostasis; cellular response to oxidative stress. The record is from RefSeq and is a predicted model, not a curated record.
AUCAAAUGCAUCUCUUGAAGAAUUUCUUUGAUUACAUCGUAAUAGGCGGUGGUUCUGGCGGUCUUGCUUCUGCACGUCGGGCCAGUAACAUAUAUGGUGCUAAAGUAGCUCUUAUUGAAGCCCAACAAAGAUUAGGAGGAACAUGUGUCAAUGUUGGUUGCGUUCCCAAAAAAGUGAUGUGGAACGCUGCUUCCGUAGCUGAAGCUUUGCGGGAUGCUAAAGCAUAUGGUUUUGAGAGUAAUAUAAACGGCAAAUUUAAUUGGAGUUAUUUCAAAGAAAAGCGAGAUGGUUAUGUUCGUCGUCUGAACGGUAUAUACGAGAAAAAUUUAAGCAAUGAUGGAGUAGAGCACAUUCAGGGCAUGGCCUCUUUCAAAGAUAAGAAUACAGUCCAAAUCUUGGGACCAAAUGGAAAAUAUACCAAUAUACAGGCGAAGCAUAUAUUGAUAGCCACAGGAGGACAUCCUACAAUACCUAAUAUACCAGGAGCUGACUUUGGCAUCAACUCAGAUGGCUUUUUCGACCUAGAACAGCAACCUCAAAAUGCUGCUGUUAUUGGCACUGGUUAUAUCGGCAUUGAGUUGGCUGGUAUUCUGAACGCUCUGGGCACUAGAACAACUAUAUUUUCGCGUACAGAGCAUAUUCUUCGAAACUUUGAUAAUAUUAUUCGUGAAAACUUAUUGAAAGAAAUGCAGUCCGCAGGUGUCCACUUCGUCUAUAAUGCCAGCGUCAAAUCACUGAUAAGAAAACACGACCAGUCUCUUACUACUGUUCAAUAUGAAGCAGAUGGGUUAACUGGAGCGCAGCAGUUUGAUACGGUUAUUUGGGCUGUUGGCCGCUCACCAAAUAUGAAAGGGCUUCAAUUGGAAAAUGCAGCGAUUAAGACAAGUGAGAAAGGAUAUAUCCAAGUUGAUGAAUAUCAAAAUACUUCAACGGAGAAUAUAUAUGCACUGGGCGACGUUUGUGGAAAAGCAGAAUUAACGCCUGUCGCUAUUGCUGCCGGUCGUAAAUUGGCUGAUCGUCUAUUCGGCGGCAAGGAAUACCGAAAUGCAAAACUUGAUUAUAAGGAUAUACCUACAGUUGUCUUUUCGCACCCUACGGCCGGUACCAUUGGAUAUACUGAAGACCAAGCUCGCGCUAAGUUUGGAAAUGAUAAUAUUAAGGUUUACAAUAGCAAAUUCGUCAACAUGUAUUUUGCUAUGUUGGAUCACAAGGAACCCACUGCGUAUAAGCUUGUAUGCUUGGGUCCAGAAGAGAAGAUUGUUGGUGUUCAUCUUUUCGGUCGUGGCAGCGAUGAGAUUCUACAAGGUUUUGGAGUUGCUGUACGUAUGGGCGCCACAAAGGCUGAUUUUGACGCCUGUGUUGCUAUCCAUCCUACCGCUGCUGAAGAGCUUGUGACCAUGCGGUAAUACUUGGUGAUCAAAAUGAGUGUUUUAUGUGUGAUUUUCCAACUUUAAAAAAAAUGCCAAAAUGACUGACGCUGGGAACAGUGGCCUUUUGCUUAGUUGUCCCUAACUUAUUAACAGCAAUAAAUAAGAGAAUUAUUCCGAAC